Molecule: messenger RNA, 2626 nt
Organism: Gymnodraco acuticeps
Lineage: Eukaryota; Metazoa; Chordata; Actinopteri; Perciformes; Bathydraconidae
Product: inactive serine protease PAMR1
Exons: 11
Coding region: 1-2346 (781 amino acids)
Biological process (GO): proteolysis
Molecular function (GO): serine-type endopeptidase activity
Source: RefSeq, a predicted model, not a curated record
AUGCUCCCUUUCCCUACAAGGAGAUUGCGCACAUCAACUUGUCUGGACCACAAACUCUACCUACUCCUAAAUGUCUGUUUGUGUGCAACAGCUUGGCCACGUGGGGGCAACUGCCCAAGCUUUCAGUGGAACGCCAUGUGUCGUCCGUGUUGUGAGUACCAGCUGAUCCAGUGUCGCUGUCCCUCAAAAGGGUCGAGGGUUGGCUACACUGUCCCCUGCUGCCGCAAUGCUCUGGAUGAGUGUGACCCCUGUAUCUUUCACCCAGGCUGCAGUCUGUUUGAGAACUGUAAAGCUUGCCACAAUGGAACAUGGAAAGCUAAUGACGACUUCUUCGUCAAUGGAAAGUAUUGCAAAGAGUGUCGCCAAGGCUGGAGCGGAGGGGACUGUAAAACAUGUGGAGACGUCAUUCAACGGGCCCAGGGUCACAUAUCCAUGGAGAGUUACCCAACAAACACUCGGUGUGAAUGGACAGUGCAAGUGGGGAGGGACAGCAGCAUCGAGCUGAGGUUUUCACUGCUGAGCCUGGAGUCAGACCAUAACUGUCGUUAUGACUAUGUUGAGUUGCGUGACGGCAACGAUUUGAGCUCCCCUGUGAUUGGAAGAUUUUGUGGGGAUCAGCUGCCUCCUCCAAUUAAAAGCUCUGGGAACAACGUGCACAUCCUGUUCUCUUCAGAUGGAUUCAACAACUUUGAUGGCUUUGUUCUGACAUUUCAGGAAAGUUCAGCCAUCAAGAAUCCAGAGUGUAUACUUCCAGAGAAACCUGUGAAUGGGCAUUUGCUGCCUUUUUAUGGAUCAAAGGAGGAGCUUGUAUCUGUACAUUACCGGUGUAAUCUACCUUUUACACUGAUAGGCUCCCAGCAGAGGAUCUGUCUGCCUAAUAGCACAUGGAGUGGCACAGUUCCCAUGUGUGUCAAAGGCCGAACAAGCAGAGUCCGGUGUGCCCCUCCCUCUAAAUUGCUCAAUGGCUACCACAGACCUGCUAGUGACACAGCUGGAGGUGAAGAGACCAUUGGGUUUUUCUGUAAAAACUCUUACAUCCUAAUUGGAAACCACCAGAGUACCUGCCUCUCUAAUGGAUCCUGGAGUAGCAGGCCACCCAGGUGUUUGAGAGCAUGUCGGGAGCCCAAAGUGUCGGAACUUGUGCGACAAAUUGUUGUGAAGCCACAUCGGAUAUCAAGCGAGAAUCCAGACCAAAGAAUCCCCCUUUCAUCAAGAUACAACAUGCAUGAUCUUUUAUCAGCUGGCUUUAUUCAACUCAAAUUGAAUAAACAGUCAGAAAAAGAUGACACCGGUUUCCUGGAGUCUCCUAAAGGUUUUCACCCAGUGCACACAAGGAUUGAGUACAAAUGUUCCUCCCCGCUAUAUCGCCCCACAGGUAGCACCCGACGCACCUGUCUGAGAUCUGGCAGGUGGAGUGGUCGCCAUAUUUCCUGCUCACCAGUUUGUGGCAAAUUCAACACUUCCAAUCUACACAACCUCACAGACACGCUGUUGCCAUGGCAUGCAGCCGUCUAUAUCCGCACACCUGCUGAACAUACUGGCAGCACCCACAGGCCCAGUGGAGAAGCCAUUUCUCUCCAGCAGGGGGCCUCAGAGGAGUCCACAUUCUGGCUCCUGGCCUGCAGCGGGGCUCUGCUCACCCAGCGGAGCGUCCUGGUGGCCGCUCGGUGUGUGGUAGACAAGGACAAGCAGCAGACCCUCCACCCAGCACAUGUAAAGGUUGUCACAGGCCUGCAGUACCAGACAUCCAGGGGUCGUCAGAAAAGCCUGCACCACCUCAGGGUUUCAGAUAUUUUAGUCUAUCCAGAUUUUUACUCUGCACCAGACUCCCAAGUGGCUGUGCUUAAGCUAAGAGACAAGGCCAAGAUCAGUGAGCGUGUGUUGCCAGUGUGUCUACCCAAAGUUCAAGGUGGAGAGGUCACAGCGUUUGAGGCUUACACUUCGAGGUGGAUUUUACCAAACGAUCACCUUAGCGGCAACACUCCCUCGAGCCAGACAAGACUUGUUGAGUUGGUUGAUGUUACUCAAUGUGAAAGGGAAUUUGCCGAAGGAAGAGCCCACACAACAAUGAUCAGUGACAAUACACUGUGUGUCAUGAGGAAGUCCAGUCCUCAAAAGCCCUGUUCCAGUGUUAUUCCAGGUAUCACAACCAUGCCAGCUGUGUUGACAUCAACAAGCGGUGACUUGCCGGGUCACAAGGAGACUCAGGGAGCUUCAGGCUCUGGCUGGCAACUUCUUGGUUUAGAGAGUUAUAGCUACAAGGAAGAUAACUGCCACCAACAGACUUACACAGUUCAAACAAGAAUAGCUAAUUUCCGAGACUGGAUAGAGAAAAAUAUGAAGUAGGUUUACCCUCUCAAUAUUUAAUGUAGAGCUGAUUUAUCUGUAACCUCUCAGAUGGUCAUUUAUUUCCAGGUAAAGCUCACAGUGAUGGUGGAGCGGACAGUGAAAGCACAACAUUUGGCAACAUUUGUACCUGCUCUCUGAGUCAAUAUCAUGAAGAGUGGAACUCUACCCGUAUAUCUUAUGUGUGCAUGUCAUUGUUCAGGAUUUGGGCCACUUCAAAAAACUCAACAGGAUCUGCUUAACACACACAAUCACAUGCUCAUGAUGUGUGAAUGUAAUG